Messenger RNA from Oryzias melastigma (Indian medaka), 6155 nucleotides. RefSeq names its product kinesin heavy chain. The transcript is spliced from 26 exons. NCBI's taxonomy places the organism in Eukaryota, Metazoa, Chordata, Actinopteri, Beloniformes, Adrianichthyidae. The record is from RefSeq and is a predicted model, not a curated record. Gene Ontology annotation, biological process: microtubule-based movement. Gene Ontology annotation, molecular function: microtubule binding; microtubule motor activity; ATP binding. Bases 320 to 3178 code for a protein of 952 amino acids.
AUGUUGGGGCUCGUACGGCACGCGGCUCUCUGCGCAUCCUCCGCGUUGCCAGCCGAGCAACAGCCCGAGUGUCCCUCCGCCGCGGAGCCGGCCCUAAGCGGGACUCAGCCCCGGCCGGGACGGGACGGGAGCCGCGCGCUCAGACGUGUUAGCACCGGAAGACGCGGGAAGUGUUGGAAUCCACCGGAAAAAACGAUGUCACUCCAGCGUCGAACAACACAGGGCUGUUAUUUGUAAACCAGACUGCGCAGGUCUUCUUUUCUCCUCCUUUUUUGCGCCGUUUUGAAUUUCAGAGGGGGGCGUCAGCGGAGCCGCAGUCAUGGUGGACGCGUCGGAGUGCGGCGUGAGGGUGAUGUGCCGCUUCAGGCCGCUGAACGAGGCCGAGAUCCUCCGAGGAGACCAGUACAUCCCCAAAUUCAAGGGCGACGACACCGUGCUGAUAACGGCCAAACCGUACGUGUUCGACCGCGUGCUGCCGCCCAACACCUCCCAGGAGCAGGUCUACGACCAGUGUGCCAAGCAGAUCGUUAAAGAUGUGUUGGGCGGGUACAACGGGACCAUCUUCGCCUACGGACAGACGUCGUCUGGGAAGACCCACACCAUGGAGGGCAAACUGCACGACCCCCAGCUGAUGGGCAUCAUCCCUCGGAUCGCCCACGACAUCUUUGACCACAUCUACUCCAUGGACGAGAACCUGGAGUUCCACAUCAAGGUCUCUUAUUUUGAAAUCUACCUGGACAAGAUCAGAGACCUGCUGGAUGUGUCGAAGACCAACCUGGCCGUGCAUGAAGACAAAAACCGGGUUCCCUACGUUAAGGGCUGCACUGAGCGCUUCGUGUCCAGCCCAGAGGAGGUGAUGGACGUCAUCGACGAGGGAAAAGCCAAUCGCCACGUGGCGGUGACCAACAUGAACGAGCACAGCUCCCGGAGCCACAGCAUCUUCCUCAUCAACAUCAAGCAGGAGAACGUCGAGACGGAGAAGAAGCUGUCGGGGAAGCUCUACCUGGUGGACCUGGCCGGCAGCGAGAAGGUCAGUAAGACCGGGGCGGAGGGCGCCGUCCUGGACGAGGCCAAGAACAUCAACAAGUCUCUGUCGGCGCUGGGGAACGUCAUCUCCGCUCUGGCCGAGGGAACGAAAAGCCACGUGCCGUACAGAGACAGCAAGAUGACGCGGAUCCUGCAGGACUCGCUGGGAGGAAACUGCCGCACCACCAUCAUCAUCUGCUGCUCGCCGUCCGUCUACAACGAGGCCGAGACCAAGUCCACGCUCAUGUUCGGACAGAGAGCGAAGACCAUCAAGAACACGGUCUGUGUGAACCUGGAGCUGACGGCGGAGGAGUGGAAGAAGAAGUACGAGAAGGAGAAAGAGAAGAACAAGAGCCUGAAGGCCGUCAUCCAGAAGCUGGAGGCGGAGCUAGAGCGUUGGAGGAGGGGUGAGGACGUUCCCGAGGAGGAGCAGCUGAGUGCCAAGGACCAGAAGAGCGUGGAGCCGUACGACAACACUCCCAUCAUCGACAACCUGCAGCCUGCCGGAGGAGGCGUGUCCGUGUGCGGCGAGGAGAAGCGCAAAUUCGAGGAGGACAUCGGCGACCUGUACAAGCAGCUGGACGACAAGGACGACGAGAUCAACCACUACAGUCAGCUGGGGGAGAAGCUGAAGGAGCAGAUGAUGGACCAAGAGGAGCUCCUGGCGUCGACCCGGCGCGACUACGAGAAGAUCCAGGAGGAGCUGUGCCGUCUGCAGACGGAGAACGAGCUGGCCAAGGAGGAGGUGAAGGAGGUGCUGCAGGCGCUGGAGGAGCUGGCCGUCAACUACGACCAGAAGAGCCAAAAGGUGGAGGAGCAGGAGCAGGCCAACCUGCAGCUGAGCGAGGAGCUGCAGCACAAGACGGCGCUGCUGUCGGUGGUGCAGCGGGAGCUCAGCCAGAUGCAGGAGCUCAACGGCUUGCAGAGGAAGAGGGCCGUGGAGGUGCUCAACCUGCUGCUGCGCGACCUCAGCGACAUCGGCGCCAUCAUCGGCAGCAGCGACGCCAAGUUCGCCGCCUCCUCAGAGGCCAACGGGAACGGCUCGGCCGUGGAGGAGGAGUUCACCGUGGCGCGCCUCUACAUCAGCAAGAUGAGGUCGGAGGUCAAGUCGCUGGUGAACCGCAGCAAACAGCUGGAGAGCGCUCAGGCCGACGCCCACCGCAAGAUCCAGGCCAACGAGAAGGAGCUGGCGUCCUGUCAGCUGCUCGUCUCCCAGCACCAGGCCAAGAUCAAGUCCCUGACGGACUACAUGCAGAACCUGGAGCAGAAGAAGAGGCAGCUGGAGGAGAGCCAGGACGCGCUGAGCGAGGAGCUCGCCGCCAUGCAGGCUCAGGGUAAGAGACAUGAACUGUCAGGCGAGGCCACAGAGGAUCUCUCUAAGAUGGAUCGAGGUGACGAGAUGACGAAGACUCUGGACGAGCAGCUGGAGAGCCACCGAGAGGCUCAUCAGAAGCAGCUGAGCCGCCUCCGGGACGAGAUCGAGGACAAGCAGAGGAUGCUGGACGAGCUGACGGAUCUGAACCAGGGUCUGCUGCUGGAGCAGGGGAGGCUCAUGUCGGACUUCAACAGACUGAAGGACAAGGAGCAGGAGCAGGACGCCAAGCUGCAGAAGCUCAUGGAGCUGAAUGAAGAGCAGGAGAUGGCCAGAGAGGAGCUGAAGGGUCUGGAGGAGACGGUGGCCAAAGAGCUGCAGACGCUGCACAACCUGCGCAAACUCUUCGUUCAGGACCUCACCGCUCGGGUCAAGAAGAGUGCAGAGCUCGACUGUGAGGAGGGGCUCAGCAACGUCGCCCAGAAACAGAAGAUCUCCUUCUUGGAGAACAACCUGGAGCAGCUAACGAAGGUCCACAAACAGCUGGUUCGCGACAACGCGGACCUCCGCUGUGAGCUCCCAAAGCUGGAGAAGCGUCUGCGGGUGACGGCGGAGCGAGUCAAAGCGCUGGAAAACGCCCUGAAGGAGGCCAAGGAGAACGCCAUGAGGGACCGCAAGCGCUACCAGCAGGAGGUGGACCGCAUCAAGGAGGCCGUGCGCGCCAAGAACAUGGCGAGGAGGGGGUUCUCCGCGCAGAUCGCCAAACCCAUCAGGCCGGGUCACCCCCCCGUGUCGUCCCCCAUCUGUGGUUCGGUCCGAACCGGGACCGUCCGCUCCUAAAGUCACCACAGUGAGGUGCAAGAAACUCUCCGCAUGCCCACAACAAGCCCCGCCCCCUUCCUUCUGUGGCACCAAUGGGAAGCCUCCGCCCCCUUUUCCGAUGUGUUUUACGAUCACCUCUUUUUACAUCUUGCAGAUGAAGUGGAAUGAAGUUGGUUUGAGGUGAAGACAAAACGCAGGAGCUUCUUUAGCCUUCAGUUUGGACCCGCCUCCUGAUGGACCUCCUGAUGGACCUCCUGAUGGACCUCCUGAAGGACCUCCUGACGGACCUCCUGAUGGACCUCCUGAAGGACCUCCUGAUGGACCUCCUAUAGGACCUCCUGAUGGACCUCCUGAAGGACCUCCUGAUGGACCUCCUGAUGGACCUCCUGAAGGACCUCCUAUAGGACCUCCUGAUGGACCUCCUGACGGACCUCCUGAAGGACCUCCUGAUGGACCAUAUUUCUAAGAAUUGUUUGUUUUUUUGUUUACCUGAAGGGAACGUUAGCAAAACUACUCACCAUCACCAUUUUACUUGUCCGGCAUCAGUUUGUAGAUCUCCAGUCUAGUUAAAUAGUUGUGAACAAAUCCUAUGGAAGACCAAAAAGGACAAAAUUUAAAAAAUAAACUUGUGAAACAAAAAUUCUGAAAUUAAAAAACGAAGUAUUACUCUACCUAAACAUUUAAAACAAAUAUUUAUUUUUCUUAAAUGUGUUACUUUUAGCCUUCAAGAGGAUUUGCUAACCAUAGGGUAUGUUGACUAUCUUGAUAUCCAUUCGUUAUGCAUAGCUAGCUAAUAAAAAUUAGCAUCAGUUUUUAUUGUUCCCCAAAUUUUCUCCAGGUCUACUCAAAACCUAAAUUAUUUCACUUCAGACUUAACAUGCUAGCGCUAAGUACAUUUAUUGUUGUAGAUCUACGAACACCAACUGAGGCCACGCCCACCUUCUUAUCAAAUACAGUAUUACAAAAUAUAUUGCCAAACAUCCAGACAUAUCAUUUUGUAAAAAUGUUACAAGAAGUAUUUGUCAUCUAUUAUUUACCUUUUUUAAAACUAACACAUGUAAUCCAUAUUUAUACUACUCCAUAAUUAUCUACAACAGAAAUGAUUUGCUAUCCAUAGCUAGCUCAAAAAAAAAAAUUAUCAGCACUUGUUAGAUUUUUGUCUACUUGAAGGCUAAAUUGUUUUACUUCAAACUCAAAAGAAUGUUUAUUGUUGUAGAUCCAUGAACCAACUGAAGUCCCGCCCACUUACGUAGCAUAUUUAAAAUAUCUUGCAGAAAUAUAGAUUAAAGAAAUUGCACCCAAAAUAUUUUUAUUUAUUUUUUAAUUUUUAAUUUACUUUUUUGUUUAUCUAAGUUAUAUCUACGUUUUUUUAUUUACACAUUUGUGAAAAAUAUAUUUUUGCAAAGGCAUGUUUAGUCCUACAACAUCUGCUAUCCUUAGCUAGCUUGAGAUUUCCAUAAUUGUUUUACAUUCUUGUUCUUUUUUAACAAAGAAACUAUAGUAUUUAUGAUUUUUAUUGACACAUUUGUAAAAAAGUAGUUUUUUUUAAUUAAGACAUUAUUAGUCCUCCAUAUUUAAUUGACUUUUACUGAGUUUUACCUCACAGAGAUGAUUUGCUAACAAAAGCUAGCUUCAAUUUUCCAUAUUAAUAAAAAAAAAUUGCUUUUCUUUUUACCAAGAAAUAUGUAUGUUUUUAAUUUACACAUUUGUAUUUUUUUUUUAUUAGGACAUAAUUGGUCCUCCAUACAUAUUCAACUCUUUUACCUCACAGAGAUGAUUUGCUAAUCUUAGCUAGCUCAAUUUCUGCAUAUUAAUUUUAAGUUCUUGCUUUUUUAAAGAAUUGUGUUUUUUAAUUUAUAUUUACAAAUCAUUUUUUUAUUAAGACACAAUUAGUCCUCCAUAUAUAUCAUCUGUUGCUUUUACCAUACUAACCAUAGCUAGCUAAAAAAGUUAGCUAGCUAUUAGCUAAUAAGAUUUUUGUCUCUAAAAUAUUUCUCUAGCUCUACUUGAAGGUUAAAUUAAUUGACUUAAAGCUCAACAUGCUAGCACCAAAUAUAUUUAUUAUACUAAAUCUGUGAACUGAGGCUCCACCCACUUAAUUAUCAUAUAUAUGUAUAGUGCUACCAAAAAUCUUGACGCACUUCCAGACACAUAGGACAAAAAAAGUAAAAUGUCUGUUAACUAUUUUAUUUUGUGUUAAUUUAAAUAAAUAAAAAAUAUUUUGGGUGUAAUUUAAAUUCAGUAACACAAGUUAUUUUAAUUCAGUCACGUUUAGUCCUCCAUAUUUAUGGUUUCUUGUUCAGGAUGUUGCAGGAAAUUAACAAAAUAAAAGAAAAAAUUUCACAUUAAAUGAAUUAGAAAUUCUUUUCAACUAAUAACUUUAAAGUUCAAACAUAAAUAUGUUGUUUUGUAUUUUCAUCCCUUUGGGACGCUGAUCAGCCAAUCAGACGCUCCCUGAGCCGCACCAGCUUCCUGCAGUUUCAGCCGAAUGAUUUCAGACGUUUGUGCCUUCAGCGUGCGCACACCAACGUGAAUGUGACCCGUCAUCCGUGAGAGUUCUCUGUUCUCCCUGAGCAUGAGCGCGUUUCCUCCUCUAUGUACCGACGGAGCGAGAAUGAACCAUCCCGCAUGAUGAUGCACCCUCCACACGCCAAACAGACAUGUUUGUUUACAUGAAUCCUGAGAAGUUUAAUGAGUUAUUGUUUUUUUAGAUUAAGUUUAAAAAAUGUACACUUUUAUUUUGUGGGAAAUUUUAUUUUUAAUUGUUUUAAUGUUUUAAAAAAAGAAAAAAAACAUCAGUUUUUAAGUUUGUUUUACUGCAUCUUUUAUUUUGAAAUAUUUUUUUAAUAAGCAGAUUUAUUUUAAAGAAUGUAUUUAUUUAUUUGUUGCCUUUUUUGAUGAUGUUUUCAAAGCUAGCUAAAGAAAAGUCACUACUAUGGAUGUAAAAAAAUGACAACAUACUUGUUAGUACGUAAAAAUAAAUGUAUAAAAUGAA